UCCCAAAUUUGGCCGCCCCCACCAGCUCAUCCAUGUUCUCUCUCUAUAAUCUAUAUAUAGCCCAUCUUCAUUUUAAAGAUUAUCCCUUUUCCCCAAAUCUUCUGAUCUUUUCCAUUUCUUGCUGGUGGGUGGGGUUAGCUUCUUGUUCAAGGCUCAAGAUUCAAUUCCCCAUCCCAUCUACAAUCAGUAAAUCAAUCAGAAUGGCUCGAUCUUUAUCGCAAACUCUAACUCGUUUUUCCCCUCUUUCGAAUUCUCUAUCCACCGCCGCGUCUACCACCCGUCUGAUAAACUUCCGACACCGGUCGAAUUCGCCGGAGAUUAAUUCCGUUGAAUUCCCGGUGGCGGAGGAUACGGAGAAGGUGGCGAUUAAUACUCUGGAGGACGAAAUCCAUAACAUAAUUGUGAAGAGAUCUCAACCUGACUGGAUCCCUCUUGUUCCCGGUGCUUCUUAUUGGGUCCCACCUAGGAGUAAGGCUCAUGGGUAUGCUAAAGUGAUAAGGAAACUGGUUCAUUGCUCCGCCGCCACGGCGAGGAUGAAGGGUCAUACUAAUAAGUCGGUAUCUCUUUCUUCGAGUCGUGGGUGGCCUUCUUCUGCUCAUUACUUCAAAGGAGGAUCCCAUUCUCCAAUGGAGGGAGAGACAACAUCUAAGUACGCAUCACAAUCAGAGGACGAGGAAGGGUAAAUCUGUUCUUCAACAGAAAAUUGUAUCCAAGACUUCCACCAACUGUAAAUUAUUUGUGGAGAAGGUGGGAACUUGACAGACAGAUCGGGGGAUUGAGAAUUUCGACACAUGAUUGCUGAGCAGAAAGAAGGUGAUGAGGAAGCAGCCUGAUUUGGGCAAAAGAUAAAAGAUGGAGAGACAGGAUUUUUUCAAGGUGAAAAUCAACAACCGUUUACACUUAUGAGAAAGAGAGUUGUAUCUCCUUUGGAAUGCUGGUUGGAAACUGUUUGUAUGUAACUUUAGUGUAAAACAAAGAUUUCAGCCUUGUGAAUAUUCGAAUCUUGAUCCAUGUAUCAAUAUCAUGUAUGUAUAAGAGGUGUGGAUAUACAGAUGUUUCAGUUGAAAUUCAAUAAGUAUUCAUUGGUAAUUUUGUCUGGAAA
Molecule: messenger RNA, 1102 nt
Organism: Spinacia oleracea (spinach)
Lineage: Eukaryota; Viridiplantae; Streptophyta; Magnoliopsida; Caryophyllales; Amaranthaceae
Exons: 3
Coding region: 33-683 (216 amino acids)
Source: RefSeq, a predicted model, not a curated record